AUGAGCGCUCACCACGCGCCGGGCCACCAACAGCCGUCCCUCCCGCCGCGCUCGCCGACGCAACAGCACCACGGCUCGGCCUCGGACCAGCCACACGCGGCGAUGCCCCAGCUGCCCCAGCGGCCGCAGCAGCAGCCCGGGCUGCCGCCGCGCACGCAGGGCUACGGCGGGUCGCCCGCGACGCAGCACCGGGUCAUCGACGACGGGUCGUCCCUGCCGGCACUCCCGGCCGUGCCCGCGCGCUCGUCGUCCUUCAGCAUGGAAUCCAUGCAGCACGCUCUGCCUCCCCUUCCCACACCUUACCAAGAGACGGGAGAUGACCGGACCCUGCCGCCGCCGCCGCUUCCGGGCCGAAUGCGUCAGAACACGGCGCCGCCGGCCUACGCCGCGGCCGCGGCUUCGCACAUGGGCCACAUGGCGUCUGACGCGGCGCUGAACGAAGACAACCAGCGGCAAGCGGGCGAGGCCAUCGCGGGCGCCGCUUCCAACCGCCAGUACCAGCAACAUAGCAGCUCCAACCCGUACGUCGCCUCCGUUGCCUCCAACGCCCAGGUGCAGCAAGGCGUUGGUAGCAUGUUUUCGGGUCUGGCCAAGAAUCGAGCCGUGCAGCAGCGGGCCGGCAGCUAUGCUGCGCAGGCGGCCCAGAGCGAGCAUAUGCAGCACAACGUCGCCCAGGGCGUAGCCUCGGCCUAUCCCUAUGGCGGUCAACAAUCAGAGCAGACUGGCUAUCUCGGCUAUGCGGACCCGCAUGGACAGUAUGGCCAGCACCAGCAACCGCCACUUCCGCCACCGCCCGGUGCCGGAGGAGAAGAGCUGCCGCCCGAGGUGGAACAGGCUGCCCAUUCGGCCGCCACCUACGUCACCAAGAGGGCUGGCGAUGCGGCGGCACAAGCAGCGCUGGACGAGGGCAACCAACGCAAAGUAGGCGAAGCUGUGGGCUCGGUGGCGACCAACAGCGAGUACCAGGCCAAGCUGGGCAGCUCGAUCGCGUCCAAUACGGACAACAAGUACAUGGCCAAGGCGGCCUCCAACAAAACGCUCCAAAAGGGCACCGGCAGUGCGAUCGGCUUCCUGGCCCGCAACAAGACUGUACAAAAGAAGACCGGCUCGAUGAUCGCCAAGAAAGCGCAGGACGAAGAGCUACAAAAGAAGGUGGCGGACGGCAUGGUGAGCGGCGGCAAACAGGCCGUGACGUCGGGCAGGGAACAGACCCACGGACCCGACGCGCAUCAUGGGGCGACUCACGGACCGCCGCCGCCACUGCCUCAGCACCAGCCGCCUGGCGGGUCCUCGUACUACGCCGCAGCGGCACAAGCCGGAGUGCACAGCAUGGGCGGCGCACCACCGCCUCGACCAGCACCGCCGCCGGCCGCUUACUACAAUGCGCAACCGCAGCAGCCGCCGCACCACUACCACUGA
Molecule: messenger RNA, 1419 nt
Organism: Acanthamoeba castellanii str. Neff
Lineage: Eukaryota; Discosea; Longamoebia; Acanthamoebidae
Exons: 9
Coding region: 1-1419 (472 amino acids)
Source: RefSeq, a predicted model, not a curated record